Bufo gargarizans (Asiatic toad) is the source of this 3445-nucleotide messenger RNA. RefSeq names its product interferon-inducible GTPase 5-like. Gene Ontology annotation, molecular function: GTP binding. Lineage: Eukaryota; Metazoa; Chordata; Amphibia; Anura; Bufonidae. Bases 80 to 1321 code for a protein of 413 amino acids. Gene Ontology annotation, cellular component: membrane. The transcript has 2 exons. The record is from RefSeq and is a predicted model, not a curated record.
AUGGUGUCACAUACACAACUUGUAUAGGAAGGAAGAGAGAGCGGAGAGCCAGAACUUCAGAUUGCAGAAGGAUAAGAAUAUGGAUUCCAAAAAUUUUGUUUCAGAAAAUGAAUUGCAGGAGAUGAAGAACUUUUUUGAAAAUCAAGAUUUUGCAGAAGCCGUGGAAGGUGUGAAAAGAUGUCUCGAUGACAUUGAUCAAGUCCCGUUAAACAUUGCUGUAACUGGGGAAUCAGGAUCGGGAAAAUCAACUUUUAUUAACGUUAUGCGUGGUGUGAGCGAUGAGGAAAAAGGUUCUGCCAAGACAGGAGUGGUCGAGACAACCAUGGUCCCAUCGCCUUAUUUACACCCACAUCACAGAAACGUGAGGUAUUGGGACCUCCCCGGGAUUGGAACUCCAGGAUUUAAGCCGAUGGAUUAUCUGAAGUUAGUUAACUUCAAUCAAUACGACUUUUUUUUCAUCAUCACAACGGAACGUUUCAAAGAAUGUCACAUCCUUUUGGCUCAAGCCAUAAAGUCCAUGGGGAAGAAGUUCUACUUUCUGAGAUCUAAAAUAGACUCAGUCUUGAAAGGGUACAGACGAGGAAAAAGAAACUGCUACAAGGAUGAGGAUAUACUGAAGGAAAUCCGAGAGGACUGCAUUAAUGGUCUUCGGGCUGGAGGCAUCGAAAACCCUCAUGUGUUUCUACUCUCCUGUCUAGAACCAGAAAAAUAUGACUUUUACCUCAUCCAGAAGACACUAGAGGAUGAACUUCCGAGUCACAAGAGACACAUAUUCCUUUUGUCUCAGCCCAAUUUUUUCCACCAGGCUCUAGAGGAAAAAAGAAAGACCUUUGUAAUGCAGAUAUGGAAGUGGGCCAUCGUCUCUGCCAUGAACGUUGCAAAGUCACAAUGGUCAGGAGAAAACAGCACAUCGUCAUCUGUUCCAUAUUUAUCUCCCAGUGGUGACCUCACACUCAUGGUCAACGUAUUGGAAGAAUACAAAACAGCUUUUGGACUAGAUACGAGAUCCCUUAUAAUAUUAGCAGACACCUUUGGAAAAGAUCUUGAGGAUUUGAGAUCUGUGAUCAGAACCUCCACUGCGUCUCAGGACAUAACUCAGGAACUGGUUUUCCAUCACAUAAGGAGCCAAGGACUGACGGACAUGGGUCGAACAGUCGCAGUUUGUGUAAAUCAAUUCGUUCCGCAGAUAAGCAUGUUGGCGAGUGGAGGAGUUGCCUUUGGUACGACUUACUGGAUACUCAGCAGCCUCCUAGCAAAUAUGGCGGAAGAUUCAGCAAGGGUGCUAUCAAAGGCAUUAGGAGCUCCUGAGGAAGCAUUUUAAUUGGUCGCCUAAAAAAAAUUAUGUCAAUCCUUGUCCUGAAAUGUCAGACUCAAAUAUGAAACCUCAUGCCAAACUUCAUCUUCUAUGUACCCACCAUCUGAAAUACUGUACAUUCAGGGCCGAUACCCUCUUAUUUUAUGUAAAGAAUACUGUUUGACUCCUGUAUAUCUUAGGCCUCGUGCACACAGUAGAGCCAGGUGCACAGAAACUGCAGGGGGCACAUGAAGUAAUUAUUACGGAGCUGCAAGCACCCAGUGCACUGCUGUACGGUGUCAUAUUGCACCAUGUUAGUACAUAUUCUCUCCAAGAAGCAAUGCCAUGAUACGGUAUCUGAUGGAACAUGCUGGGAUCGGUGAGAAAAAUAUAUUUGUGUGCCUCCCUCUAAAAUCAGAAGGAAUGGGAAAAACAUCAUGGGCCAAAAGCCUUCUAUAGCAGCCAUAGCAAUAAUAAGGUCCGAGCACAAGGCCCUGAAAAUGUCUGCAGAUCUAAAGGGGCUGCCUGACCCCUAAACCAAAAAUAAUUGUGUAAAAUAAAGAAAGAAGCAGCUCUGUUCCAACGCCAAAGGUCCUGCACCCGCUGCUUCUGAUCCCAGGCAGAUCGUAAGUGUGAUGUCCCAUCUGUGGUCACGUGCUCGGCUGCAGACAAUCACUAGACGUGUCUCCAAACACCAUGUCAGCCUCUGCAGUCGCUGCGUCCACAGGGGACUAGAAGCAGCAGGGACAGGACACUCUGUGCGUCCGAGCUCAGCCAAUUUCAUGAGGGGAGCGGCUUUUUUUAAUUUACUUUAGAAACAUUCCUGGCAGUAAAUACUUUUGGUUUGGGGGUUGAACGACCCUUUGAAGAUUAUCGAAAACAGUUAAAUAGUAAAUAAAAAAAAUUCUGUUCAUCAGUAGUAAACUUUCAGGAAUUUAUAAGCCAAAUUUAAAAAAUGUAUUUGUUUUUCAAUUCUUUUUGGGACAGGAACAUCUGCAGUGCAGCACAAUAUCAGCAGGUCCCACUAAAUCAAACAGAUCCCUGGACACGGAGCCUUGCAACCGCUUGUGACAAAGGUGAACGCUGGACGCCCCAUUGGUCCUAUAUGUGGUUCUCCAGCUGAUGCUAAACUAUAACUAUAAGCAUGCUGGGAACUGUAUUUCCACAAUUGAUGGAAAGUUACUGGUUCACACUGGAGCACCAUUUGUUCACAGUGCAUUUUGUGACAAAAUUCAUUUUGUAGAAUUCUCAUUCAAAAUGAGAUUCUGUGCGACAAAUUGAAUUCUGUAAUUCUAUGUCACUAAAUUCUGUGUAACAAAAUACAAUCCUGUUAAUCUUGUGAAACAGAAUUUUAUUUUGUCGCAAAGAAUAUCAUCAGCCAUUCGUUGCAUUGGGGACCACAAAUUACUAUAUCCGUGCGGAUUCCGCAGAUGGAUCCAGACCCCCUCAACUUGAAUGGGUCCAUGAUCCAUUCACUCAGCAAAAAAAUAGAACAUGUUCUAUUUUUUUGCGGGGGCACGGAUAGAAACCCCACGGAAGCACUCAAGUGAAUGGGUCCGCAUCUGUGCCUGCAUAUGUAACGCCCCAGAGUGGCAUUACCACCUUUUACGCCUCUCUACUAUUCCCUAUGGUUGACUAAUGUCAUCUAUGCGCUUAUUAUCUGAUCCUGCAAAAUGUGCAUAUUCUUUUCCAUGUAAAUGUUCUGUUAUAAUGUAAUGUGCCUGGUUCACCAGCAGAUGGCGGCAACUAUGGCAGUGCUAGUUUGCCUAGGAUGGAACCUUUCUUUCCAUUCUAGCCCUCUCUAAAGAGUGAGGAGUUUAGUCAGUGAAAGUCAGUCUAGUCUACCCCCUACAAAGGGAGGGUGUGCAGCAGCUCUGUUGGACCUGGAGGUUUAAGCUUCCAGCCUCAGGAGCCAGGAGUAAAGUUUCCCUGGAUGAAGACAGAGUCAGACUACAGAGUUAGGUUUCAGCAUACAGCAGAAGAAAGGAAAAGUUCCUAUUUAAUCCUGCCAAUACAGCAGAGCCUAAGAGAGUACAGAUGUAGCAGAACCUAAUGUGUUUGCCUGCCAGAAGUUCAUGCCAAAACCUGCUGAUGACCAAGAUAAAGUUGGAAGAUUGUUUCUCUGAUGAAAGUUUAUUCAAGUAAAGCUGU